This is a messenger RNA of Xylaria bambusicola, 1553 nucleotides long. RefSeq names its product Yip1-domain-containing protein. The coding region runs from base 287 to 1198 and encodes 303 amino acids. Gene Ontology annotation, biological process: vesicle-mediated transport. Gene Ontology annotation, molecular function: small GTPase binding. The record is from RefSeq and is a predicted model, not a curated record. Lineage: Eukaryota; Fungi; Ascomycota; Sordariomycetes; Xylariales; Xylariaceae. Gene Ontology annotation, cellular component: membrane; Golgi apparatus. The transcript is spliced from 3 exons.
GUCUGAGGCGGGCAGGUUGCCCUGAAUGUGGUAGUGGGUCGGUCCCCUGCGCCUUACCUAGCGCGGAUAGGCUCCGUGGCCUCUCAGAGCGUCCCUAUCAGGCAAUCAUUUAGCAAGCUAUCGUAAGCUUUCAACGUCAAGCUCCCAGCUUCGCAAGUCCGUCCACCGAUUUGACCAGAUCCUUACACGCGCGCGUAAAACGUCCAACGAUCCGAUCUCAAGGCAGAUUCCUCACACACGGAGAAUUCGGUCAUUUCUAGGAUUGUGCACAGCAGAGCUGGGAAAGAUGUCUGGCGCGGGUUAUGAUGCUGUCGUGGAUGUGGAUGAUGAUGGCGAUCUCGGCCACACCGAUCUCCAAGAAGACCUAGAGUUCCACACGUCGACAUUCACAAACGCAUCGACGACGGGCCGAAAGUAUACGCCCUCGUCGACAUCGGGUCUCCCGCCCCCCGCAACGGCUGGGACCGGCGGGUCCUCGGGCUCUGCCACGUCGAAGCGAUAUCUGUGGACGCUGUCGUUCUACGCGCAGUUCUUCGAUGUCGACACGAGCUCCGUGCUCGCGCGUUGCUGGGCCGCACUAUACCCGCGCGACAACUUCCUUGACGUGCUCGAGGGUAACCCGGAUCUCUACGGUCCCUUCUGGAUCGCAACUACCGUCAUCCUGAUACUUUUCCUCGGCGGAACAAUCAGUCAAUACCUGGCGAGUAAGGGGGCUGGACCUUUCGCGUACGAUUUUGAGCUGUUGAGUGGUGCCGCGGGCUUAAUCUACGGCUACACGCUCGUGAUCCCCAUCGUUCUCUACGGGGCGCUGCGCUACUUCGGCUCCGAGUCCGCAAACCUGCUCGAGUGCUGGGCUCUCUAUGGUUACUCGAAUCUGAUCUGGAUACCCGUUGCGCUCAUCAGCUGGUCGCCGCUGACGAUCCUUAACUGGGUGUUCGUCGGCGUCGGUUGGGCCGUAUCAGUAGCUUUCUUGUUACGGAACUUAUACCCCGUCCUCAGCGCUACCGAUCGCCAAACGAGCAAGAUCCUUCUUGUUCUCGUUGUUGCCCUACAUAUGGGUCUCGCGCUUGCCAUAAAGAUCUUAUUCUUCGCCGCCGGUAGCCCCGUUGCGAAUGACCCGCAUGUUCCGAACGGAAAUGAUAAGGACGCUGGAGGUAAAGAUGGCGGUGCUGGAGAUGCGACGCGAUCCUUAUUUUAAGAGGGAAUUUUAUUGAUUGAUUAAUGGAUGAGAUGGGAUGAAACGGGAUACAAUGUGUCGACCAGCAUCGCAAAUCUAACCGACUUGCAUGGUUUCAUGCCCGAUUACCCAAGGUGGGUAAAUAAAGAUCAAUUUUUUGUAAGAAAUAGGCUUUCGAAGUUCGACACCCGGCGUUUUUUGAGGAUUUGGCUUGUACCGUAAUAUAUAUUGUACUGUACAGUAGCUGGGACAUAUGAGAUUUAGCCAGAAAUGUUUAUUUAUGUUGGACUUAGAUCAGGUUCACUUUUAUAUGUUCUGGUUUAUUAAGCACACCAUACCAUAUAUACAUACUUCAACACACAACACCACAAAGGUU